AUGGAAGUGAAUUGCACAGAGGAACGUCUCAGCAAUGCAGCGUCCAUUGUACUUUCAGCGUGGCUCUCCUUGUCUGGUUUAGCCGCUGUAACUGGAAAUGUGGUUGUGUUAUGGCUGUUCUACAAACACAAGUCUUUACGAACAAUUUCAAACCGGUUUUUAGCCUCGUUAUCCAUGGCGGACGUUUUUGUCGGCCUCGUCAUAGAUCCUUAUUGGAUUGUUAUCAGAUGUUGGAUUCAGCCAGAAGUUCAUAGCAAUUUGUUUAUGAUUACAAUAAUGCUGAAGAUUCAGACAACCGUAGCCACUACUUUGAACUCGUGCUGUGUUUCAAUCGACCGUUUUAUUGCGAUUCGGUUUCCUUUUCGGUAUCAGGACAUUUUAACCAAGAGGAGAUGUUUGGCGGUCAUUAUUUUGGUGUGGUUCAUCUCAUUGUGUCUUCCUUUUCCGAUAUUGUUCUUUCAACCAGGAAAGGAUCGAAAAGAACUUUUAGUGUCCAUAACAUUUACAACGUGUUUAGGUCCAUUAUUAGUGAUCUCCUUUUGCUAUAUAAUCAUUUUCAAAGUGGCCAGAAAAAAGUUUAAGAGAAUUUUACCAGCUAAAAAUAUUCCUGACUCAAGCGAAAAUAUAAGAGUUCGUGGCAUUCAAAAUUUCAAAGCUAUCAAAACAGUCGGUUUUGUUUUAAGUGCUUACAUCAUCACAUGGGUGCCCUGUAUAGUUCUGCUGUUGGUUGACUUGGUUGUCAAAGAGGAACGAUGUAGAAGAAGGAAAAUUCAAUUUGUUUUAUGGCCUUGGGUUGAGGCAAUCGCCUUUACUUCAUCAGCGAUCAACCCAUUGAUUUACUACUUCAGAAAUAGCGACUUUCGCCGAGCCUUUCGCCGCACCUUCCAUUGGUUGCCCUGUGUUCACGCACAAAAU
Pocillopora meandrina is the source of this 915-nucleotide messenger RNA. The record is from the annotation of a GenBank genome assembly. NCBI's taxonomy places the organism in Eukaryota, Metazoa, Cnidaria, Anthozoa, Scleractinia, Pocilloporidae.